AUGAUUUUUGGUCGUGGUGUUGCUAACGUUGGGCUCGACUGCAGCGCGGCGCUUUGCCAGGUGUUUGACAGCAUCUUCAUGGAUGUCCCCAUGUCCAGAGUCAAGUUCAACGUCAACAGCGAGUAUGCCUACAUACAGAAUUUUAAGGUGUUGCAGAACACUUUUGCCAGGCACCAGAUCGACAAGCCUAUCCCCGUCGAAGCGCUCGUCAAGUGUAAGAUGCAGGAUAACCUCGAGUUCCUUCAAUGGACCAAGAGGUUUUGGGACCUGAACUUCCCGGACCACGACUACGACGCCGUUGCCCGCCGCAAGGGCGGUGCUCUUCCCUCCUCCGGCGGUGGUGCCCGAGCUGCUCCCGCUGCCACCGCUGCCAGACGAGGUGGCACGACCCCCUCGGGUGGUCCCCGUGUGGCCAAGGCUGCCGGCCCCGGCACGGCCGCCCUCCAGCAGGAGAACGCCACCCUCAAGGAGACUGUCGUUGGCCUGGAGCGUGAGCGUGACUUCUACUUCAGCAAGCUCCGCGACAUUGAGCUCCUGGUGCAGCAGGCCGUGGAGGAGGACCCCGAGCUCGAGAAGCAGGAGGACGGUCUCGUCAAGCAGAUCCAGACAAUCCUGUACUCGACAGAGGAGGGCUUUGAGAUCCCUGCCGAGGGCGAGGCCGUCGACGACCAGGAGACAUUCUAA
Molecule: messenger RNA, 684 nt
Organism: Colletotrichum truncatum
Lineage: Eukaryota; Fungi; Ascomycota; Sordariomycetes; Glomerellales; Glomerellaceae
Product: calponin-like actin-binding protein
Biological process (GO): regulation of microtubule polymerization or depolymerization; protein localization to microtubule; spindle assembly
Cellular component (GO): microtubule organizing center; microtubule plus-end; cytoplasmic microtubule
Molecular function (GO): microtubule plus-end binding
Source: RefSeq, a predicted model, not a curated record